AUGUGUGACAAUUUGAGAGGCAAAGAGGGUCUUGGAUAUCAUAAUAUUGAGACAAAGGUUAAAGACAAUGAAACAUAUAAGCGUGGCUAUUAUAUUAUUAAUGAUACUAAAGCUACCAAUAAUGUUAAAGGUAAAGUAUUUGAGCAUUAUUCGAGACCAGUUAAUGCAGAUAGAACUGAUAGUAUUAGUCUUGUGAAGGACGAAGUGCAAACAUUAGCU
Messenger RNA from Racocetra persica, 219 nucleotides. The record is from the annotation of a GenBank genome assembly. NCBI's taxonomy places the organism in Eukaryota, Fungi, Glomeromycota, Glomeromycetes, Diversisporales, Gigasporaceae.